AUGGAAGUAAAGAUGGCAAGAAGAACCCUACUAUGGUCCAUGAUAAUGGGGCUGGCUAGUUUUAUCACAAUUCAGGUGUACGGAGAGAGUUCUUCGCCGGCGGCUCAGUUUUCCGGCGGUCAUUAUCGUGAGCAAAUGCAGAAAAUGCAAUCUAUGAAGGCCUCUUUCCUUCGACGUGAUUUGGUAUCUCUCCCACCUAGCUCGAUCUCUCCAUCCCCUAGCUUUGCACAAGCGCCAUCACCAUCCGUUACACAAAGCCCACGUGUAUAUCACGUGACAUCGUACGGUGCAGACCCAACUGGGCAAACAGACAGUACAGAGGCACUUUUCGACGCAAUAACGGAUGCACUUGAAGGUCCUAGUGAUGGCUGGCUGAUGGAAGGGAUAGUUAAUCUUGGUGGUGCACACGUCGAUCUUGAAGGUGGAAAUUACAUGAUUACCCGUCCCCUACGGUUUCCGGUGGCCGGCCGAGGUAACCUCAUGAUUCAUGGAGGAACCUUAAAAGCUUCAAACAAUUUUCCAACCGAUGGAUACCUGAUUGAUUUAUCAGCAACUAGUGGCUCCGAAUAUAACUACGAGUAUGUAACUCUAAGAGACCUCAUGCUGGACUCCAAUUACAGGGGUGGAGGCAUACAAGUGAUGAACUCACUCAGAACAAGUAUUGAUAAUUGUUACAUUGCCCAUUUCACCACUACUGGCAUCUUAGUCCAAGGUGGUCAUGAAACCUACAUUCGGAACUCUUUCUUGGGCCAACACAUCACUGCAGGUAGGGAUCCUGGUGAAAGGAAAUUCUCAGGCACCGCAAUAAACCUAAUGGGCAACGACAAUGCUAUCACGGAUGUGGUUAUUUUUUCUGCAGCCAUUGGGAUAAUGAUUUCGGGUCAAGCUAACACUCUUUCCGGGGUACAUUGCUACAAUAAGGCUGCUGGUUUUGGUGGUACGGGGAUUUAUUUGAAAUUGCCUGGUUUGACACAAACCAGGAUUGUGAACUCUUACUUAGACUAUACCGGAAUCGUGGCUGAAGAUCCUGUGGAACUUCACAUUUCGAGUAGUUUGUUCCUCGGAGAUGCAUAUAUUCUUUUGAAAUCGAUAAAUGGUGUUGUGAAUGGAGUAAAUAUUGUCGAUAACAUGUUUUCAGGCUCGGAUAAAGGGGUUGAAAUUGUUCAAUUGGAUCAAAGGAAUGGACCUUUCAAAAUGGUUGAUCAAGUUGUUAUCGACAGGAAUAAUGUGAAAGGCAUGAAUGUGAAGGCCACUGUUGCAAGAGGAAGUGUUCAGGGGAAUGGUAGCUCAUGGACCAUAGACCUCAAUCCAAUUCUACUAUUUCCUGACCUUAUAAAACAUGUACUAUACACAUUAAUCACAAGCGACAGAUCCUUCCCUAACCAUGCUUUGAGGAAUAUGUCUGAUAACCGUGUCUUCAUCGAGGCGAAUGUUGCAGUUCCAGCAAGUGUUUUUGUCAUGGCAGACCAAGGAUCAUCAUAUUCAACCUAACCUAAUUCUUGGGUCCUGGAUGUUUGGCCGAAGAAUUGUGAAUAGGUUGGAAAAUUAAUUAGUAGACUAAUUCAUGGGUUAUUAUUUUUCAAAGGAAUUCACAAAGAAGAAUUUCCUUCCAGUCAAUGAAAAUCUCAGCAUACUCUUGUGAUGGAAUAUUUAUGCUCUGUUGAAUUCCAAAACAGAGUUUCUUCUUGUCUUGCUUAUUGAGAUCAGGACACUUGUCUAAAAUGUUAACUUUCGUAAACGGA
This is a messenger RNA of Ilex paraguariensis (yerba mate), 1742 nucleotides long. The record is from the annotation of a GenBank genome assembly. NCBI's taxonomy places the organism in Eukaryota, Viridiplantae, Streptophyta, Magnoliopsida, Aquifoliales, Aquifoliaceae.